Danio rerio (zebrafish) is the source of this 27994-nucleotide messenger RNA. Lineage: Eukaryota; Metazoa; Chordata; Actinopteri; Cypriniformes; Danionidae. The record is from RefSeq and is a predicted model, not a curated record.
CAGCAGCAUAUUCUCUGUGGCUGCAGCAGACUGGAGAUGAAGCUCUUUUUUUCCCGCUGGUGUCUACCAGUGAGAGCAGAGGAGCUACCCAGCAACUGAGAAGAGCAUACAUGCAACCUGUUCUUACUGGAGCUCCGGGCUUCCUCUCUAUCCCGCAGGCCUCUUGAAGCACACCACAUAUACAGCAACACGUAUUCUUUCAGUCUCAGAAUCGGGAUCUCGCAACCCUGCAGACUCAAACAUGUAAGUCACCCGUUUUCAUUCGCACCUGAUUUGUGCAAAGGAAGGCGCCGUAUAAAUUGGAUCAAUUUUGCCGUGCUUGACUGAUGGAGCUGCGCUUUUUUCAACACUGGGGCAACCGCUCUGUGAGGCUUGCAGUGCAGCUCUGGCUUUGGGGAGGAUUCCUCUGGAUUUCCCUCCUGUCCUCAUCCAGCCAUGGUUCAACUACCCUGCCCAGCCCUGUCCUGGUGGCGUUCUAAUUAGAUUCCACGACCAGAGAAGCCGACAGCAUCAGGGAGCGGCACCUUGUCAGCUAUCUCUCUUUCUUUUGUCUACAAAUCCUCAAUCUAUGGAUGUACACUGCUUAGUGGUGAAACAAGGAAGACAGGAUGGCUUAAACCCGUAUCUACUUAUUAUAUGAGACUGGACUAUGUCCAUAUGAUGUCUAUUACAAGCCCUCUCAGCAGGGAAAAAGUGGCUAUUGAAAUUUGCUGGCUGAAGGUGAGGUCUUCACUCAUGGUAGUCACUGUCCUCUUUAUUGACUUGAAUUUGCUGGCGUCAGUGCAUGGGAUGCCAGUUCCUGUGACAGCAGAGGCGAGACAUUUAGUACUUAGCCCCCCCUCUUUUUCCUCUUCACAGUCUAGAGACUUGUUUUAAAGGAGCUUGCAUACCUGGGAGUUGAAACACAUAGCUACAGGUGUGAAAAGCAACCAUCACAUGACAUGGAUUGGUUACGCUUGAGCGAUGAACAGAUCAGAAGCUGUGUUUGCUCUGUUGGGUUAUGACUAAACUGUAGAUGAGCUGCCUGACUGUGCACUUUGGCAACUAUUGAGUGAUCUAAGACCGUUACACAACUUUACUGUAAAUGGUUUCCCACAGGGCUACUACAUCAUCUGCCCAACGCAUUAAUACCCUAUGUGAUGUAAGCAAUAUGGAAUGCAGUGAUCAAUAAUGUAUAGACUGAAUGUCAAGCUGGUGGUCUUACUGUACAGGUUAUGGUUUUCUCCAGUUUGUAGUUGUGUGCUGAACUGAUGAUUAGUGCUUCCUAAUGAUGCAUCAUGAUGCAGAAUUAUUGAGUAUGUGCACGUUUGCUCACAGAAGUAUGUCUGUGGAUGUCUGCAGUGCAGUUUUAUCGUGGUUCUCACCUUGAGAAAUAUUUACAGUGCAAUAGGGUUUCUUGACAAAUUAUGUUUACUAUAACAAAUGGCCUGCUAUUUAACAUGCAGCCUAUGAAAUGGGUUAAGAGGGACCAUCUAUUUCUUCACUUAGUGCAGCAUCGUCUCUGCAUCAUGAGAGAGUGAAAAAAAAAACAUCAAAAGCCUUGCUGUAGGAUUUUAAUAUUUUAUAAAGGACAGUAACCUAUAUUCAACAUCAUAUCCUAGAGGCUUGCUAGGACCCUAGUUUAACUGCAACAUUGCCUGAAAGACAUCAAAAAGAGAGGGUCAAGUAAUAGAAGAAAUAAUUGAUCUCCAACCUAGUUGGCCACUGGUGUCUGGGGAGAACAUCAACCUGUACCAAACCCUGCUGUCAUGGUUAAUACUUUUUUAUCUUGAUUUUCACUCCAGAUAUGGGAUCAACUUAUAGAAUUUAGAGUUAACUUGACGGCCUUAGGCUGGCUGUUCUGUCAAACUGCCCUGCUACAAUUGUGACUUUUUCCACAUUUUUAAAGUUUGGCUACUUUUUAUUGUUACUCUGUCUCUAUGAGAUAUGGGGAGCUCCCUUGGUUGUGUAAAACAACCCAGGGACACCGGACCAGGUGGUGGUGCACCUGUAUCACCAAAAAGAAAACUUCGCUUUAGGCGAAAAAGAAAGGCCAAACAAAAGUUAAAAGGUUCUGAAGUAGAGGACAAGAGAUGCCGUGUUCUUGAAGAGAAGGAUGAAGGAAGCGUUGAACUUACAGACGAGUCAACUGCAAGGGCUCUUGAUUCAACCAAAUUGGUAUCUGGCCAAAUAACUACUGAAACUGAAACGCCCACCAGUGUCAUCUUGGUUCCUGGUAUGGCCCCAAUAUUUGGAAGUACAGGGACCCUGCGGGGGAGUAAAAUGGCUAUUCUUUCCCCAGAUCCCAGUCCAGCAUGGCUGGGGGCACUUCGCCAGUUUGAAGUAGAGGGGCUUAGUGAAGAGUCUAAUACUGAAUUAGAGCAAGGCAACACAACACCUGGAGGAGGAAGAGUUUGUAAGGUUCGGGAGCGAGUUCAAGGGGUGCUAGAAAGACCCUGCCUUUUACGCUCUAAACGUGGUGACCUGGAAAUAGAGGAAGAUGAACAUGGACCAAGUGAAUUGAUGUUCAGUGUACCCUCAAAAACCGAGAAGAAGGGAGUUGUUCACAUUCGUGAGUUUGGAGGGCAACUUUGUGUGGUCCGAACUGUUUAUCCAAGAGACUAUGGAUCGCCCGUCUGGCGUGACAAGGUACUUGAGGUCCAUUCUGAACCUCCAGCUGCAUCUCCUGUUACAGAAGGCAUUAUGAAAGUACAAGUGUCCCCAGCUCAAGGACGACCACCCGGGAAGAACAACUCUGCCAAACCAGAAACAGCUGCAGCUCAGGGAAAAAAAGUGAAGGAGUUCCUAUUGGACAGCUCUGCUCAUGUAGUUGGAGGCUUUAGCCAUCCACCACAAGACCUUCAGUCUUCAGGAUAUGCUAGCGAUGUGCCUCUUACAUCGCCUGAGACAGGAGGAGCUGUCCAUACUGAAUGGGGGAGCUCCUCCGAUGUGCUUGAUUCUUCGGUUCUGGAGAGUCCCAUCUCGCCACAAGAGACAUUGACUCAGCCUACCACCCAGAUCUCUGAGAUCUAUGUGAGCGGUGAGUCAGGUGACCUCACGGCGAAAGAGAAGCUGCUAAUAUGGAGUCAACAGGCCACUGAGGGCUACCCCGGUCUACGCUGUACCAAUUUCUCCUCCAGCUGGAGCGAUGGACGCUUGUUCAACGCUCUUCUGCACAGAUACAGGCCGGACCUAAUUGACAUGCAAGUGGUUGCGCAACAGAGUAACCGUGAGAACCUUGAACAGGCCUUUGAGAUUGCCGAGUCAUUAGGGGUGACUCGACUCCUGGAUGCUGAAGAUGUUGAUGUGCCGUCACCAGAUGAGAAAUCUGUCAUCACGUACGUCUCCUCCAUCUACGACGCUUUCCCCAAGAUCCCAGAGGGUGGAGAAGGCAUUGCAGCUCAUGAGGUUGACCAGCGAUGGACGGAAUACCAGUCUGGCUUUUCUUCUCUGCUGCAGUGGACCAGGCAACACACAACCCUCAUGGCCAAUAGGAGCUUCCCCCACAAUCCUGUGGAACUCAAAGCACUUUAUAAUGAAUAUGUCCACUUCAAAGAGACAGAGAUCCCUGCAAAGGAGAGAGAGAAGAGCCACAUCGAGCACCUUUACAAGCUCAUGGAGGCGUGGAUAGAAUUUGGGCGCAUUAAGCUUCCUCAAGGGCUACACCCUAAUGACCUGGAGGAGGAAUGGGGGAAACUGAUCCUGGAGAUGUUGGAGAGAGAGAAAGCACUGAGGCCUGCUGUGGAGAGGUUGGAGUUACUCCUACAGAUGGCCAAUAAGAUCCAGAACACGGCUUUAGAUUGUGAAGAGAAACUCACGUUGGCGAAGAACACUUUGCAGGCUGACAUGUCUCAGCUAGAGAGCGGGCAGCCGGUGCGGUGUGAGAAUGAAUUGGGGAUGUAUCUGCAGGAUUGCGAGGCUCUGGUCAGACAGCUUCACCUUGACCUGCAGGUCCUCCGAGAUGAGAAGUACUACCAAGUUGAGCAGCUGGCUUUCAGGGUGUCAUGUCUGCAGGAGGAGCUGGUCUCUUUGCGCCUGCAGUGUGCCAGCGUGUACAGGAAGGGUCAUUUCUCUACGGGUGGUUUGCUGGGGGAGCAUGUGGGUCAGAGGGGAUCUUCAGGGGGUCUGGCUACACUGGGAGCACAGACUCUUUUGGGAGCAGUGGCUGCUGCUGCAUCCCUUCUCAGACGGCCCAUGUCUCGUGCAGAUCUGGUAGCCAUGUCCUCCUCUGAGGAUGAAGGCAGUCUGCGCUUUAUUUAUGAGCUGCUGGGAUGGGUAGAAGAAACGCAAGAUCUGCUGGAGCGAGCUGAGUGGGGUUCUGAUCUGCCGUCUGUAGAACAGCAUUUGCAGGACCACCAUAUCAUUCACACUGCGGUGGAGGAUCUUUUGAAUAGCCUCAAAGAGGCUCGAACAUAUGAGUCAAGGGUCUCACCCAAUUUACGUAGCAGUUACUCUGAAACUCUGUCCAAGUUGGAGAACCAGUAUUGCAAACUGCUGGAACAUUCGUCAUGGCGACUGCGUUGCCUGGAGAGCCUUCGAGCUUUUGUGUCCCACUGCACCGAGGAGCUGAUCUGGCUCAAUGAGAGGGAGGAGGAGGAGCUGGCCUUCGACUGGAGCGACAGCAACACCAACAUGGCUGCCAAAAGAGAGCAAUAUGCUGACAUGAGGUCUGAACUGGAGGAAAAGCAGGAUGUGAUGCGCUCUCUCCAGGACACAGCUGACCACCUGUGUCUAGAGAACCACCCAGCCAAACAAACAGUCGAGGCCUACAGUGCUGCCCUGCAGACGCAGUGGCAGUGGAUUAAAGAGCUCUGCGUAUGUGUGGAGCAGCACCUCAAGGACAACACUGCCUACUUCCAGUUUAUGAGUGAUUCAAGGGACUGUGAAAGCUAUCUACGACAGCUACAAGACACCAUUAAGAGACAAUAUACCUGCGAUAAAAACAGCAGACUUGGCAGAUUAGAGGACUUGCUGCAGGACUCCAUGGAGGAGAAAGAACAAUUGAUUGAAUACCGCAGCACAGUGGCCAGUCUUGUAGGUCGGGCCAAAUCUGUAGUCCAGCUCCGGCCACGCAGUGCAGACAGUAACCUGGGCACCACCACACCCAUUCGUGCCAUCUGUGACUAUCGACAAAUAGAGGCCAACUCUCAGAUCACCAUCAGCAAAGGCGAGGAGUGUGUCCUGGAGGAUAACUCUCAGAGGACCAAGUGGAAGGUCAUCAGUCCUACUGGAAAUGAGGCCAUGGUGCCAUCUGUGUGUUUCACCGUUCCUCCCCCUAAUCAGGAAGCCAUCGACACUGCCAGCAGAAUGGAGCAGAUGUACCAGAACGUGAUGUCUCUGUGGCACCAGCUGCAUUUGAACAUGAAGAGCGUUGUGUCCUGGCACUAUCUGCAGAAGGACAUAAGAAACAUCUCCUCCUGGAGCCUGGACACAAUGCGAUUGCAGCCCCCAGCGGAGAGACAGCAGGCUUUAGACAACCUGGAUGCUCACUUGACUGACUUUCUUUCGGACAGUCAUGAGAGCUCACUUUUUACGCCAACAGAGCGUCGUGAGCUGGAGAGAGAAGCUGAGAACUGCCGUGAACAUUGCCAAACACUGCUGGUGUCUCUGGAGACAGUGGAGAAGGAUGAGUUGGCAUCUCGUGCUUACCUGUCAGAGCUUCAGAGCAUCAAGUCUCACCUGGAGGAUGCGGAGAGCAGACUGAUGCGUGGCAUACAGACUCCACAUCCCAGUACAUUAUCAGGAGAUGCUGCAGACAGCGCUGUUCAUAUAGCAGAGCAAGAGAAGCUCCAGCAGGAUCUGAAAGGUCUUCAGUCAGAUUUGGGUGAAGUGUCUCGUCGCUGCGUGAGCUUCUUUGAGGAGAAACCUACAUCUUCCAGUGUGCCUGUCCUGCGGUCAGAGCUCAACCUGGCUGUAGAGCACGUAGAGAAACUCAACUCCCUCUCUUCUGUAUAUCUGCAAAAACUGAAGACAGUAGAUGUGUUGAUGAAAAGCCUGCAGGCGGCAGAAAGUCAGGUCAGAAAGUAUGAGAGUCGACUGAGUGAAGAGGACAUCGUGCCUGCAGAUACUGCAGCAAUCCAAGCCUUAGGAGAGCAGUUAAAGCAAUGGCACUCGGAGCUGCAGGAGCAGGAUCACAUAUUUCAGAGUUUGAGUUUAGAGGUCCAGCAGGCUAGAGAGGUGGGCAACCAGCUCAGCCAGCUUCACCCGGACCGCAGCCCUGAAUUGGACCGCUAUCAGGAGAAAGCACACCAGCUUACAGACAGGUGGAGUGGAGUCCGCAGGCAGAUGGAGACACGUCAAGCGGAUCUGGAGAUGCUGGGAUCUGUUCUGCAGCAGUAUAGAGAAGGCCACACUUCUCUCAUACGCUGGAUAGAGGAGACCACCGAAAAACAGGAGAACACACAGCCCGAACAAACUGACAGCAGAGCUUUGUCAGAACAGCUCGCACAGCAAACUGCAUUGGUAGUUGAGAUUGAACAGAACCAGGUCAAACUGGAUGAGUGCCAGACCUGCUCUAAACAGUACAGCGCUGCCGUUAAGGACUAUGAACUUCAACUUAUGACGUUCAGAGCAUUUGUUGAAUCAACCCAGAAGUCCCCUGUGAAAAGGAGGAGGAUGCACUCUUCCUCAGAUGUCAUCACACAGGAGUUCAUGGAUUUACGCACUCGCUACACAGCUCUGGUUACCCUGACAACGCAACAUGUCAAGUAUAUUAGUGAUGCGCUACGAAGACUGGAGGAGGAGGAGAAAGAAGUGGAAGAGGAGAGACAGGCCCGAGUGGGGCAGGUCUCAGACCUGCUCGGGUGGGUCAAGGGCCUACAGGAGCGCACAGGCAGAUCUGCAGAGCCAUCACUUGUCGCACAUCAGGCUAUUAGUGAGCAGCUAGCGGCUAAAAAAGAGGAAGUUGCUGAAGCCAUCAGGAGCACCCAAGUCUUCCUGAUGUCAAAACAGGCCAGCAAGCUGUCCCCUGAAGAGCGUGCCCAGGUGGUCUCUCAGCUGGAUGAGCUGACGGCAACAUACACACAACUGUGUGAUAGUUCUGCCGCACAAGUGCAACAUCUAGAAGAGCAACUGGCCAAAGAGGAAAAGCGCAAGGGCCAGGGGGUCAUCGCUGGAGUAAUUGACCUUGGCACCAUGGAAACCUUUCCAGUUUUCCAGGCAGCACAGCAUGGCCUCAUAGACCAAGACACCUGUCAUGUACUGUUAGAAGCACAGAUUGUCAUGGGUGGUCUUUUCCAGCCUGACUUCCCUGAUAAAUGCUCAUUAGAUACGGGUCUUUCCACUGGUUUGAUUAAUCGUCCUACCUUCCAAUCUCUGGAAGAGUUAAGUACUGCUAUUUGUCUUGUCAACACAACAAAAUUUGAACAGGGCCAUGAAUUACCAGUUGCAAAAGCAAUGAAAGAAGGUGUCAUAGAGGAGCUGGUGGGGCUCCGUAUACUUGAGUUGCAGAUAAGCACUGGUGGUCUGAAAGUUGGCUCCAGUGGUGAAACGGUCAGUCUGGAUAUUGCAAGGCAUAAGGGAUUGCUACCCAUGGAUCUUUCUCAAAAGCUGCAAUCCUGCCUUCAGCGGCGAGAACUUAUUGAUCCAAAUACUGCAGAAAAAAUAAACCUGAUUGACUUUCAAAAGCGUUGUGUUCUCAAUGAGGAGACGGGUCUGCGUUUUUUCCCAGUUAAACAAAAGCCAGGAGGAACUGUCUGCCUAUGUUCUGGUGGAAAGGUGGGAAUUUUCCGUGCAAUUCAAGAAGGGCUCAUUGACCGACAUGUUGCAGUUAGACUGCUAGAGUCUCAGUUGUUUGCUGGAGGUAUCGCAGACCCCCGCUCAGGACACAGAUUGACUGUUAAUGAAGCUGUUCAGCUUGGCCUGAUGGAUCAGGACUUGGCCUGCACCCUCAUGACACGACAGCUAACAACAGGGGGAAUAAUAGAUCCAGUAAGUGGGGAGCGUGUGGAUUUGGAUGAGGCCAUACAAAGAGACCUUCUCUCUCCUCGCAUAGCCUUGCGUGUAUUGGAAUCUCUCCAGUCUUUUAGGGCAAUGCUGUGGCCAGAAUCAGGGGAGCUGCUUCCUGUAAGUGAGGCACUUCAGCAGGGUGUUGUUAACAGGGAACUUGCUUUAAAAGCUCUGAGAAAACGUCAUUCUGUUGGCGCUUUAUAUUUGCCUGAGAGUGGACAGGUGGUCCCUCUGCAUCAAGCUGAGAAGAUACUUGAACCACAGGCAGUGGAGUUCUUAAAGCAGACCCAGGUUCCAGAUAUCCUUCCCCAUGCGACUCUAUCAAGUUCCUCAUAUAAGAAGCGAUUGAGUUUGGGAUCUGUCAGUUCUUCGUCACCCCCUGCUUCUCAUGCAGAAAUCAGUUAUGACUUCUCUAAAGGAGAGGAAGGCAUAUCACAAGAGCAGGAUCAAAACCAUCUACUCACUCAAGUGAUGAAGCACAGCUACAUUGAUUGUCAUUCAGGAGAACGCUUAGUCCUGCUAAAACCAGAUUUCGUAGAGCUAAUAUGUGAAAAUAUUAGCUCAAAAAACCUUGCCAUACCAGUUGAACAUAAACUUAAGAGCAUUAGUGCUACAGUGGACAACAAAUCUAUGAGUGAGAUUAAAGAGGACUUGGAAAAUGAAGAACCCAAAAUUAUACAAUAUAAUAUUGCCUGCAAAGACGUUUGUUUGGAACAGACUACAGAAAUUCCAGAAGAAGGUCUUGCACCUUUGAUUGUCACAGACAGAACAUUUUCAGAGCCUUUGUAUAAAGAGUUUGUGCAAGAGAAAGCUUUGUCAUCAAAAGAGUUUAGUGAACCCAAGAUAAAAGGCAAAAUGCCCUACAAAGUUGUUAAUAUAGGAGAGACAAUAGAAGGAACAGAAGAUCUUACACCACUUGCAGAAACAAACAAAAUCAUCACAGAACCUACCAAAGAAAUGAUUAGGCGAGAAAAAGAUUUGUCAUCAAGAGACUGUGUAGAACCCAGGAUUAAAAAAGAUGUCAGUGACAGUAAGAACAUUGAGAGGAGUAGUACUAUAGAAGAAGCAGGGGAAGAUUGUGCAUACUUGACAGGCACAGUCAGAGAUUUGAUUAAACUUUCCCAUGAAGAGGUUUGCCAAGAGAAAGUUCUGUCAUUAGGACAGUAUAAAGAACUCGGGAUUACAAAAGAUGAAACUGCCAGCAAGAAGACUGAAAUGUGUGAGAGACCAGAAAGACAGAUGGAAGUUUUUGCAUCUUUGAAGGACCCAGAAGAAGUCUUUAUAGAUCCUUCACAUGAAGUUUCUUCACAAGAACCCAUUAUUGCAACUGUUAUGGAGGCUUCCCAUGAGGCCUGGCAAAGGACUGUUAUCACAUCAGAAGAAUGUCAUGAACCCACAAUUAUAAAAGGUACAAACGCUCUGAGUAACACUGGCAUGGGUGACACAAUUGAAAGAGCAGAAGAAACCUUUAUGGAGCCUACAGGUGAGAGUUGGCAAAUGAAAGUACUGUCAUCAGGAAAAUGGGAUGAAUCCAUGAUUAAAAAAGGUCAAAUUCCCUGGACAAACACAAAUGUGGGUGACAUGUUAGAAAGAGUAGAGGAAGAUCAUGCACCCUCGACAGGCUCAGCCAAAACGUCAAUAGAGCCUUUACACAAAGAGAACUUACAAGAGAAAGUUCUCUCAUCAGAACAAUAUAAAGAACACAUUUCCAGCAAGAAGACUAAAAUGGGUGAGACAUUUGAAAAGCAAAAGGAAGUUGUUGCAGAUUUGACACACUCAGAAAAACUCUAUGUAGAACCUACACAUGAAGUUGGUUGGCAAGAGAAUGUUUUGUCAGUAGGAAAAUGUGAAGUACCAAUGAUUAUACAAGGUAAAACUGCAUGGGAGAACUUGGGUAUAGAUGAGACAAUAGAAAGAGCAGAGGAAGGACUUGCACCCUUCACAGGGACAGCCAAAGUUUUAACAGAGCCUUUACAUAAAGCGAACUUACAAGGAAACGUUCCAUCAUCAAGGCUGUUGAAAGAAUUAGAGAUAAAGAAGGAUGAAACAGCCAACAAGAAGACUAACGAGGGUGAGACACUAGAAAAACAAAUGGAGUUUGCUGCAGGUUUGACUGACUCAGAAGAAGCCUUAAUAUGCUGUACACAUGAAGGUGUUGCAAAUUUGACAGGCACAGAAGAAACUUGUCUGGAUCCUUCAAGUGAGAUCGGGCAAAGAAAAGUUAUGUCAUCAGGAGAAUGUGAUGAACCUGUGAUUAGAAAAGGCAAAAUUGCCUUGACUAACACAAAUGUAGGCAAUACAAUAGAAAGAGCAGAGGAAGAUCAUGCGCUCUUGACAGGCACAGUCAGAUCUCUUACAGAGCCUUUACAUAAAGAGAAUGAGCAAGAAGUUCUGUCAUCAGGCCAAUAUAAUAAACUCAAGAUUAAAAAGGGGGAAACUACCAGCGAUAAGACUAAAUUGGGUGAGACACUAGAAAGACAAAAGGAAGUUGUUGCAGCUUUGACUGGCUCUGAAGAAGCCUUAAUAGAGCCAAUACUUCAAGUUGUUUUGCAAGAGGAAGUUCUUCCUUCAAAAGAAUAUGACGAGCCCAUGAUGAUACAAGGUGAAGAUACCCGGAUGAACAUAGGUGUAGGUGAGACAAUAGAAAGAGCCGAAGAAGAAACAACAGAAGAUUGUGCACUUUUGACAGGUACAACUAUAGAGCCUUUACAUAAUGUGAACUUACAAGAGAAAGUUUUGCCAUCAGAAAAGUAUAAAGAAUCCAGGAUUAAGGAAGACGAGACUGCAAGCAAGAAGACCAACAUUGGUGAGAUGCCAGAAAGACAAAAGGAUGAUGUUGCAGCGUUGACUGGCAGAGAAUUAGAGUCAAUGGAUGAGUUUGUUCAGCAAGAGAAAGUGUUGUCAUCAGAUGAAUGUGAAAAUUCCAUGAUUAUAAUGGGUAAAAUGGCCUGGGUGAACACUGCUGUGGGUGAGACAGUUGAAAGAACCGAGGAAGAUCUUGCCCCCAUAGCAGAUACAGCCAGAGCAUUGACAGAGCCUUUACAGGAAGUGAACUUACAAGAAAAAGUUCUAUCAACAGGAAAAUAUAAAGAACUCAAGAUUAAAGAAAAUGAAGCUGCCAGUAAGAUACUGCCACCAAGAUCAGAGGAAGAUCUUUCCCGCUUAUCAGGCACAAAAGAAACGUAUAUGGUGACUUCACAUAAGCUCUGGGAAGAGCAAGUUCUGUCAUCAGGAGAAUGCAAUGAUGAUGCUAAGACUAAAAAAGAUAAAACAGACAGGAAGAAACUUGAUAUGAGUAGGAGUUGUGAACAAGCUAAGGAAAGACUUUCCUCAUUGACAGGCACAAAAAGCCCAUUUAUAGAGCCACUGCAAGAAGAGUGCUGGCAAAAGAAAGAGAAAAAGGUAUCUGAGGCAUCAGAACAAUAUGAAAAAUCCAGUAUUAAAACACAAAAAAUUGCCAGCAAAUUGACUGAUUUGGGUAAGACUAUUGAAAGGACAACAGAGCAUCUUACACCUUCAGCAGAGAUGGGACAAACCUCAAUAGUGGCUUCAAAUACAAGCUCAACUUUACCAAAGACUAUAUCAGAUAACAAGAUGCUCUCUGAACAUCAUAUUGCAGAUUCAACUGUAAAUCAAUCUGAAAAUAAGCAAAUUCCAAAGGUGGAACAAGCAGAGACCAGUGUGGUGGAGAUAACUGAACAAAAACAGAUUGAUGUGGAUGAAGGCAGUAGACUAACUUCGCAAGAUACUGUAAAAAUUGUACAAUAUGAUCCGCUAAAUAGCAAACUAAAAGAAGCUAGGACUUUAAAACAGUCUGUGGAACUGGACAUUUUUGAACAUGAUGCAAACAGAGACUGUUUUGACAAACCUGAUAAAGAAAAGAAAGAAGAUCCUUUGGAAUUUAAGACUUUGUCUGUGGAACUAAGUGCUGAUGAUGUAAAAUUUGAGAAUAUGCCUAUGGAACGACAGCAGGGUGAUCUUGAAAUUAAAGGUGCCGGCCAUAUGAGAAAAGAUGGGCUUGAAACAGAGAUCUUUCCUGAUUCAGAAAGCAAGAAACAGCUGGUUGAUACAGUGAUUCAGGAGAGCAAUGACACAUCAUUGGAGGUCCUGACUGAAUUUACCUUGAAAGCAGAAAAAAGACUUCAGCAGGCCAUUAAAGACAUAAGGCCUUCAAAAGGCAAAUAUGUCAAAUCAGAGCAAACUCGAAGUACUAAUCAACCUCAAGAGACUUCUGAGAUCAGAUGGCAAGAGGUUGAAGUUGGGAAUUCAACAACAUUACCCGACUGCACCACAGAGACAAAUAUCCUAAGGCAGACAGACACUAAAUCUGCAAUUUCUACUGCCAGUUUCUCAGAAAACAAUGGUGACAGCAAGGAACAAGUCCUAUCUACUAAGGAAACAAAAGCAAAGACUAGGGUCAAGUGCCAAACAGUAAGUGAGCCUGCAGUCUCUAAUGUUAUUUCUUCAGAUAUUGAUGAAGACUUGCAAAACAAGGAACACAUGCUAAAAGAAAAAAAAACGGGAGGUCAUGGUUUUGAGGCAGAAGCUGAGGAAAUGAAGGACAGCAAGACAGAUGGAUUUGAUGUGGUUUCUACAACCACAAUGGAAGUAAAGGUACCAGGAAAGAAGAAAGGUAGAGGGAAAAACAGCAAGAAAGCUAAAAUGGAAAAGGAUGAGAGGCCACUUGUUUCAGACACCUCAGUCAGAAUAUUUCCUUCAGAAAAAGCAGAGCUUGAUGAACAAGGUGGCUUUACAACCAGUCAAGAACCUUUCAUAAAAGAUGGCAAUGAGACAGUACAGCAGUCAGAGAUGACCCAAGGAAGUGGAACUGUGUCAGGGAGUGGAGAGAAUGUUCAAGGCCAAGAUAUGGAAACUGGGAUAGAUAGAACUGCUAAUGAAAUGAAAGCCCCCAAAUGGGAGUCUGAUCGUGAAAACAAUACAAGCCAGAAAGAGAAGACUUUAACACCACACAGUCCAACAAUUUACAAAGGCAAAACAGACCAGAAUCAGGAAGUUACUGAGGUCUCUAAAGACCUCUGCACUGAGGUAUCAGAAAAGAAGAAGAAGAAGAAAAGCAAAAGUAAAAAGGCUAAGCAAGUGGUCAUUGUUGAAGAGGGAGAAGAAAAAAGAGAUGAUGAGACGGAGAAAGAGCAGAAGAUGAUAAUCCCUGAGGUUCAAACUCAAAGCAGCCAGUCAGAUCAGAAAGAACAUGUGAAGAAAUUAGAGGAAGCUAAGCAGGCACUGGCACAGAAGGAAAUACUUUUGAGGAAAGCUAAGGAAAGCAUUCUCAAGAAGGUGUUUGAGCGGGGAGUGAGUGAAAAGCAGGCUGCUGAAGAAUUAGAGGCUAUGCGUCACUCAGCCAAUAAUGGAGAACGCCGUAUAACCGCACAGGAGGGAAAUAGUGUGGAAAUGACAAGCAAUAAGCAAACUCCAAGUAAGAAGCAAGACAGUAAACUACACAAGUCAAGGCAAGAACUUAGCAAAAAUAAAGACAGGUCGAUGCCAACCACUGCAGAGGAUCUACCUGGGGCUGAUAUUGAUGCAUGCUCCUCAACUAAAACACAACUUCUUCAAGAUCAGCGUGACAAGAAAACUAAAUCAGGAUUAAGUGAGGAUGAUAUGAAUCAGGACAUUUCAUCCUUGAAGUCCUCUGAUGACAUUGUGGACAUUAAGCAGAAAUAUAUUGUUAAAAUACCAAAUUUUAUUGGGGAAACCAAAGAAAGAAAGGCAGAAGAACAAAACAUUGAGCCAUUAUAUUCAGAAGAUGAAAAGUUAAUUGAAUCUGUAAUUGAAUUGACAUCACCAUCAAGCAGUCACGAAGUUGCCAAAUCGUUACCAGUCGAACAUGUUACUGACAUUCCUGCAAUAAAAGACUCUAAAGAGCUUCUGUCAAGUGAGGCGUGUACUCCGAUGGUCAAGAUAGAACCAAAAAAGGUGAAAUCAAGUGAAAUUUAUUCGAAAAGAAAUGAGGAGACCCUUUUCAAAGAUGAACCUUUUAACCAAGAAAAUAACAUUUCUGGGCUACCCUUUAAGGAGGUUAUGCCAGAGUCUGAUAACACGCAAAAGGAAGUGGUGGAAGAAUAUCCAAUGGGUUCAGUGGAGAGACAACCUGAAGUUCUUCAAGUUAAUAUUGAAGAAAUGGGUAGGGAUGCUACAAAAGUCAGCAAGUCCUCACUUGCCCGGCAAGAGUGCUUGGAGCACGACCAACAGAUUGUGGCCCUGCUUUCCAUGGUGAGACACAUUGAGGUUCGCCUUAAGCAGCAGCAGCAACAGUCCGUUGGUCGAAGUCUCUCCACACUUGAUGACAUAAUCAGGCAGACAGAGGCCCUUGUUCUAGAAAUUGGGGAUCUGGAACCAGAAGUGCACACUGAGAUUGAAUCAGCUACACAGCUACUGGAGUCUAACCUUGAGGAUGUUCCACCUCAGCUGCUUAUGGCCCUGGAAAAAGAUGUGCAUGGCUUAACCCGAGCUUAUAGUGCAGCCAGGGACCAUGCACAGAAUACUCUGCAGGGGUUACGAACACAACGUGAUGCUCAAAAUGAAGCUGUAAACAGUCAGCUGAAGUCUUUGCAAGAUCAUGUUGACAAACUUCUCAGUUGGGUUAAGGAGACUGACACUCAAAUGCAGGAAGAAACUGGGGUAGACGGACAGACAGUGGCAGAGAUCACUCGGAAGCAGCAGUUGUGUGAGCAGUUACAGAACUCUCUCACUGCCCGAUCCAAUGAAGUCGGCAACGUGGCGUUCAAUAUUCAGGUGUUCAUCUCUGAGCAUGCUCAAGACCUGCUGCCUGAUCAGAGCAGACACCUUCUUGGACAGCUGGAGCAGCUGCAGAGGGUCUUUCACCAGGCCGUUGGUCUCAAUGAUGCCAGAGCAGAGGCACUAUUAGCCCAGCAGAUGAGAGAGCAUGAACGACUGAAGAAAGAACAGAAAGUGAAAGAAGAGAAAAUGGAAAAAGAGAGACAAGCUACAAGGGAUAGAGAGGUUGUGCAGCAGCAGAAGGCUGAAUGUUCUCAAAAACUGGAGAGUCUCACAAUGUGGAUGGCUGGUGCUGCAAGUCUUUUGGCCAGUCAGAGACCUGGAGUUGAGUCAGAUGACGUGCACACAUUACAGGAGAAGCAAAGAGCGCUUAAGGAUGUGCAGAAGGACAUUCAGACCAAAAGUGACUUAUUGAUCGAGACCAUCCGCUCAGUGGAGGAGUUCCUGUCUGAUCAGGGUGACGCUUUGAGUCCUGAGGAAAAGGCUAAACUGCAGGCGGCUCUUUCACAAAUGAAGGAGCAGCACAGCUCACUUACAAACUCAGUCCACUCUUCACUAGCUCAAGUAGACACUGCCAUUGUCACAACACAGCAACAGAACACACAAAGAGCUAAAGCAGAAGAGCAGAUGCAGGAGACACAGGAAAAAAUAGACAAACUUUUCAGUGAAUUAUCAUUGCUGGACGACUCAAAGAGGAGGUCCCUUGGCAGCAUAGUCACUGACAACCCGUUAUCUGUACCACAAGAGAAUGCCCUGAGCUCUCACAGUGGCAUGCUUCAGACUGAGCUGCAGCAGUUACAGUCUCAGCAGGCUCAUCUUCAGCAGGUGGCCCAGUCUGUCCGCUCUCUCUUGGAGCAGCCUGACUCCAGUGUACCACCAGAGGAGAAACAAAGCUUACGAGCAAAGCUUGACCAACUCCAAAAUCAGCAUCAGGAGCGCCUCCAGAACUGCCAGGACAGACUCAGACGGGCAGAUGCUCUCACAGAUGAGUUCACCAAAUUUGUGCAGGAGCAUGGAAACCUGGGAACAUGGCUGGAUCAGAGCGAGAAAGAGCUAUGCUCUCUUGGUGAAGGGGAAAUGGAUGCAAUGGAUCUAAAAAACAGAGUAGAUGAGCACAAAAAGCUUGCAGAAGAUGUCAUCUGUCACAAAGCAGAUCUGCGCUUUGUCACUAUCUCUGGGCAGAAGGUUCUGGAUUCUGUCCAGUGUGCCCUGCAGAGGAUGGGCAGUGCAGAUCCGGCUCUGGAGGAAACCAAAAAUCUAGUCAGUGACAAGCUCCAAGAUGCCACACAGCGCUACGGUUCAUUACAUAGCAAGUCUUCAGAACUUGGCACCCGCCUCUCAAGUCUCCAGGAGCGAUACCAGCACUACCAAGAUGAGGCUGGUUCUUUAGACUCGUGGCUGAACUCUCAGGAGCAGAACCAGAGUAUAUUUAAGCCCAGCGGAGAACAAACUGACCCUCAGGCCUUGCAGCGCACUCUCAGUACUGUACAGCUGCUGCAGGAUGAUUUGGCAGAGCGUUCAGUACAGCUUGAGAAGGUCAAGAGGGCAGGGAAAGAGCUGGUCAGCAUUAAGGAGUCCCCAACUCUCAAGAAUGCAGAUAUUAAGAAUGUGACAGAUGCUCUGGAGAAGCGCUUUGAAACCCUUUCUGAUUCAGUGUCUGUAAGAGCCGAACAGCUUCAGACUGCUGUGGCCCAAUCAGUCAGUGUUCAGGAGGGGCUUAAAGCACUGCUGGCGUGGUUAGAUGGCCUGCCUUUAUCACCUGCUGCUGUCCAGCCCACUGCUCAAGCUGUUCAAGAUGCCCUGACACAAAACCAGAAAAUACGUCAGGAGCUUCUUUCGAGGCAGGGCAGUGUUGAUGCCACUUUGGACUCCGUGUCCAAGCUUCUGAAGUCUGCAGACGCAUCAACAGCUUCUGGCCUACAGAGGGCGCUGCAGGACUUGAGUCAGCGCUACACAGCAGCCCAGGCCAAGCAGUCGGAACGAGAGACUGAACUGCGUGGACUUUUGCCCAAGUUGGAGAGCUUUGAGCGCCAAAGUGCAGAUCUCCGCAACUUCACACAGAGUCGAGAAAGGGCUCUCAGCCCAGUAGGCCAGCCGGACUGCAGUGUGGAUGACUACAGGCAGACCAUAGAGGAGGUGAGGUCAGAAAUUACCCAAGAGUCGAGCCAGUUAAAAGCGUUUGUCGAGCUGGGUUCAGAUCUGAGUCAUUCUGGGGUCCUUGCCAAUGUACAAAGCCUUCUGGACACAACCAAAGAGGUUUCUGAGGACUUCGCACGCUUGGAAUCUAAUGUCAAUGAGAGAUUUGAUUCCAUCCAGAACUGUGUUCAGCAGUUGUCCGACUUCCGCUCGCGCUCCGGCUCCCUCCUCAGGUGGCUGCAGACAGUACAAGAGCAACUCCCUGCCAAAGAGCCCAACCUAAGCACAGAAGGCCUGCAGAGAAGAGCACAGCAGCUUAAAGAUCUGCUCACGGAAUGGGAGACCCAAGGAAACCAAGUUCAGGAGUUAAACAAGAACAGUUCUCAGCUGGAGAACUUGAUUAUUAACACCACAGCACCCAAGAACAAGACUGGUGUUUCCCAGCUCAAUGGUGCCUCCAGCCCCAACAGUGUUAAUGGCAUUCACACCUGUAAAGACUUGACGGAGAUCCAGGUAGCAGUGGCAGAUGUGAACUGCAAGUAUGAGCAGCUGGGCAGUGACCUGAGGGAGAGGAAGAGCAAACAAGAGUCUUCUCUAGAGCUGCAGCAGAAGGCCAGGCAGAGCACUGAAGCCCUCAUCCAGUGGCUCGGCCCCCGUGAACAGAGCCUGGCACAAGGGCAGACCGCCUCACCUUCUCGGCCAGAGGUGGUGCGUGCUCAAGCACAACAGACCAAGGUUUUACUUUCUGAGCUUGCUGAGCAUUCUGGGAAAGUUGAGGACCUCAAGAACCUUUUAAAGCAGCUAAUAAGAGAUAAUCCCGACUCUCCUGAAGUAGACACAUGGAAACGUCAGCUUGAAGACAUUGACUCCCGAUGGACAAACGCCAAUCAGACUGCAUCACAGAGACAGACUGAAUUGGAGGCGUGUGCUGAUAGGCUGGGUAAUUUUACAACAGCCGCCAGUCAGCUUGGACCAUGGCUGCGGGAGAAAGAGCUGAUGAUGAGUGUCUUAGGCCCACUGAGUAUCGACCCCAACAUGCUCAACACACAGAAGCAGCAAGUACAGUUCAUGCUGCGUGAGUUUGAGACACGCCAACCCCAGUUUGACCAACUGACCCGGGCUGCAGAGGGAAUCCUCUCUCUGACUGGAGAUGAGAGAUCGAGAGAUGAACAAGACCUAGAGGAGGUGAGACGGGAGCUGGCAGACAUUUCAGCGCAGUGGGACGACCUCACCUCUCGCCUCAGCGGCCGCUCACAGCAGAUCGACCAGGCACAAGGAACAAGCCAACACUACCUGACCCUUCUCAGAGAGCUGUCCCAGAGCGUGGCGGAUCUAGGCGAAAGGCUUGAUGCGCAGGCCUCUCUAAGUGCUCAGCCCGAAGCACUGCGUCGCAGGCUUCAGGAAACUGGGGAGAUCCGCUCGGAACUGGAACAAAGACGGGGACAAUUGUCCCAAGCUGAACAGCUGUGUACGGAGCUCAGCGCAAUUGUGGCUGAACCAUAUCUCAGAGACGAGUUGCACAAGAGACUGGAAAGCGUGAGCGGCCCCCUCAAGAACCUAGAAGAACGGGCUGCUGAUGGCUUGUCUCAGCUUCAGGCCGCUCUGUCCAGCACUCAACAGUUCCAGCAGAUGUUUGAUGAGCUUCGUAGCUGGUUGGACGGAAACACUGGGAAUCAAACAACUGGGAUGUCCGAAACCCUCCCUUGCCAACCUGACGCUCUGAAGACCCUUCUCACCCAACAAGAGGAUUUCCAGCGAGCCAUAGCACAACAACGCGGAUCCUACGAGCUUAUCCAGGCUGAGGGAGCAUCUCUCCUGGCAUCCCUUCCUGCGGGAGAUGAGCGGUUAGCCUUACAGACUCGCUUGAACAACUUACGGCAAGACUGGGAGGUCUUAAACCAACAUGCGUCAGAGAAACAUUGCCGGAUAAAAGAGACACUGACCCGUGCUGAGCUGUACCAACAACAUCGCAAUGAGCUUGUGCCGUGGAUUGCGGAAUGUGAGGUAAAGGAGGCAGAAAUCAACCCAUCGCUGGAUGCUGCUGUCUUAGACGACUCUUUGCAGAAGGCUAGACAGUUGAGUCUUGAUCUGGAUCGCCGACGACCACUUUUAGAGUCUCUGAACACAGCAGCCGAUCAGUUGCUGGAGCAGAGCUGCACUGGCGAAGAGGAAGUGAGAGAUGAAAAGGCACAGCUCAAUCGUAGAGUAGAUGGGCUCUCAGAGCGACUGCAGGGACGCACGGCUCAGCUUGAGGAGUUAGGAAGCAGAUUGAAAGAGUUUGAGGAUGGCAGACAGGCUGUGGAAAGAAGACUAGAAGCUGCCAGGCAUCAGAUCGAGGUUCAAGAGGCGCUUGGACCACAAGCUUGUAGCAACAAAAGCCUGGAGCGUCUGCGAAGCCAACAGGAGCUGUUAAACUCUGUACAGCCACAGGUGGUGUACCUCCGAAAUCUGGCUCAGGGACUGCUGCAGGACGCACCCCAGAUAUCUGCAGCCGGCCAAGAUGGAGGCCAGAAGCUGCUGCAGCAAGCUUGCGAUACGGAAAAAGAGUUUGAAGAAGUUACUGAGAAGACUGAGCAGUGCUGUUCAUCAUUGGAGUCCCGGUUGCAGGGUGUUGGAGAGGUCCAGUCGCGGGUCCGAGAUGUUUUCUCUCGCCUGGCUGAUUUGGAUGAUGAGCUGGACAGCCUGAGCCCUGUGGGACGGGAUGCUGACUCUUUGGCUUCACAGGCUGAUGCCGUCAGAGGCUUCCUGAGUCGACUCAAUGCCCUGCGCUCAGAAUUGGAGAAUCAUGGUGGAGAAUGCACAACUAUGCUGCGUCGAGAGGGCAGCUCUCCUGAUCUUCUGGCUCUCAGGAGAGAGACCGAAGCCCUGAGCAGACAGGCAGGCAAGCUGGCAGAGCGAGGCCAGAACCGACUGGCACUCAUAGAAUCUGCAGAGGAGCGCGUGAGAGAGUUCUACGCCCGUCUGGCUGAUCUGCAGGCGCUUCUGGGCCGGGCAGAGGAGGUGCUGAACACACAGGCUGUGGUGGGGACAGAAGUGGAGGUCAUCAAACAGCAGCUUCAGGAGUUCAAGGCUGUGGAAAGGGAGCAGGUAGACAGCAUUCAGCCUAAACUGCAACAUGUCAACGCUGUGGGUCAAGGCCUUAUUCAAAGCGCAGCCAAACACACUGACACUCAGGCUCUGGAACAUGACUUGGAGACCACCAACCUGCACUGGAACUCCCUCAACAAGAGGGUUGCUGAAAGAAUCGCACAGCUGCAAGAGGCCCUGUUGCAUUGUGGGAAGUUUCAAGACGCCCUGGAGCCACUCUUGAGCUGGCUGAGUGACACAGAGGAACUGAUAGCCAAUCAGAAACCUCCAUCUGCUGAGUACCGUGUUGUCAAGGCACAAAUUCAGGAGCAAAAGCUUCUGCAACGGUUGCUGGAUGACCGCCGUGGGACUGUAGAGAUGAUCAGGGCCGAAGGAGAGCGUAUCGCUGCUACAGCCGAAACACAAGACCGAGACAAAAUCCAGAAACAGCUUCAGAGUUUAGGAGAAAGAUGGACAAACCUGCUGGAAAAGGCCAGCGCCAGGCAGAAGCAGCUCGAGGAACUGCAGGUGCUGGCAUUACAGUUCCAUGAGGCCGUGGAGCCGCUCAGUGAGUGGCUGAGCGCAACAGAGAGACGCCUGAGCUCUGCUGAGCCAAUGGGAACCCAGACAUCCAAAAUCACACAGCAGAUUGUAAGGCACAAGGCUCUCCAAGAGGAAGUCUCCUCUCGAGAGAAUAAUGUAGACCGUCUUGAGAGUCUCAGCCAAUCGCUCCAUCCGCUCAGCUGCGCAGCCGAUCAGGAUUGGCUGGGCGAGCGUGUGGGUGCAGUGCGCAGCGGGCACACAGAGCUGCGUGAUUGGUGCGUUCGGAGAGAGGCCAUGCUGGAGCAGGCGCUGGCCAAUGCACAGCUGUUUGGAGAGGAAGAGGUGGAGGUCCUGAACUGGCUAGCUGAGGUGGCCCAGAGACUGGCUGAGGUCUCAGUGCAGAGUUAUCAGCCGGAGCACCUAGAGCAGCAGCACAAACACACACUGGCUCUUAAUGAAGAGAUUGUCAGCAGGAAGAAGACUGUGGACCAGGCCAUUAAGAACGGACAGGCUCUGCUCAAACAAACCACUGGCGAGGAGGUCUUGUUGAUCCAAGAGAAGUUGGAUGGCAUCAAAAGUCGCUACGCUGAAAUGACGGCGGGCAGUAGCAAGGCCCUUCGGACCCUGGAACAGGCCCUUCAGUUGGCCACACGAUUUGCCAGCUCACACGAUGACAUCAAUCAAUGGCUGGAUAGAGUGGAGGCGGAGCUUAACAACGCUGAGCCAGACACAACACCAGCCUAUCAGGACAGACAGAAGGAGCUGAAGUGUGUUUCUGCUGAGAAGAGGUUAGUUCUGGACACAGUGAAUGAGGUGGGCAGUGCUUUACUGGAUCUGGUACCCUGGCGUGCACGGGAAGGACUGGACCGCCUGGUUGCUGAUGCCAAUCAGCGAUACCGCCAAGCAGACGAGACCAUCACACAGAGAGUGCAGUUAGUGCAGGCUGCCAUCCAAAGGUCACAGCAGUAUGAGGAGGCGGUGGACGCAGAGCUGACGUGGGUUGGAGAGACAGAGAGGAAGUUGGCGUCUCUGGGGCCUUUGAGUCUGGAGCCCGACGUGACUGUGGCUCAACUCCAGGUGCAGAGAGCCUUUAACAUCGAUAUCAUCCGUCACAAAGACACCGUUGACCAGCUCCUCAAGACACGAGAGGACAUCCUAGAGAGCUGCAGCGAACAACAGAGAGACGCACUGAAGGUGAAGACGGACUCUUUAAGUGCUCGUUAUGAAGCAGUAAAUCAGAGUCAUGCUGAGCGUUUCUCAGCUCUAGAGCAAGCGCAGGUGCUGGUGGCGCGUUUCUGGGAGACGUAUGAAGAACUCGAACCCUGGCUGGGCGAAACUGAGACUCUGAUUACCCAGCUACCCCCUCCUGCCAUUGACACAGAGGCUCUCAGACAACAGCAAGAUCAGAUGAGGCUCCUGAGAGAGUCCAUCGCUGAGCACAAGCCACACAUCGACAAACUGCUAAAGAUCGGCCCACAGCUGGCAGAACUGAGCGCCCAGGAAGGGGCAACAGUGAGGCAGCGCUAUAAUGAAGCAGAGAGACGUUACAUGCGCAUCAAAGAGGAAGUCAAAAGUCGAGCCACUGCACUGGAUGAAGCAGUGUCACAGUCCGUUCAGCUGGUAGAGUUUCAUGAUAAGAUGGACCCUCUGUUGGAGACUCUGGAAGGCGCAGUCCAGCGCUUGCGGCAGCCUCCUCCAGUGGCCGCUGAGGUGGAGAAGAUCCGGGAACAGCUGGCGGAGCACCGGGCCACAGGUCUAGAGCUGGACAAACUCCUGCCAUCGUUCAGCGCUCUAUGUGCCCGAGGGGAAGAGCUCAUCAGUCGCGCUCCACAUGAUGAUCCUGCCGCCCAGGCGGUGCGUUCACGACUCUUGCGGCUGCGCUCCCUGUGGGAUGAGAUCAGACAGAGAGCAGAGGAGAGAGAGGGAAAGCUUCAGGAUGUACUAGAUCUUGCUGGAAAGUUUUGGGCCGACAUGGCUGCUCUUCUGAGCACGCUCAGAGACUCUCAGGACAUCGUCAAAGAUCUGGAAGACCCGGGCGUGGAUCCUUCACUCAUAAAACAGCAAAUAGAAGCAGCAGAGGCCAUUAAAGCAGAGACAGAUGGGCUGAGGGAGGAACUGGAGAUCGUACGAACACUCGGAGCUGACCUCAUCUUUGCCUGCGGAGAGACUGAAAAACCAGAGGUCAAGAAGACAAUCGAUGAGAUGAAUGGCGCCUGGGAAGGUUUGAACCGCACAUGGAGAGAGAGAAUGGAAAGACUGGAUGAGGCCAUGACUGCCUCUGUGCAGUACCAGGAUGCUCUUCAGGGCAUGUUUGACUACUUGGACAAUGCUGUCAUCAAACUGUGUGACAUGCCAGCCGUCGGGACAGAUCUCAGCACUGUCAAACAACAGAUUGAAGAGCUCAAGCAAUAUAAAGUGGAGGUGUACCAGCAGCAGAUUGACAUGGAGAAGCUUUCCCACCAAGGAGAGCUGCUGCUCCGGAAAGUGAGCGAUCAAACAGACCGAGACAUGAUUCAGGAGCCUCUCACCGAGCUUCGACACCUGUGGGACAACCUGGUGGACAAAAUCACCGUCAGACAGCACAAACUGGAGGGUGCCCUGUUGGCUCUUGGUCAGUUCCAGCACGCUCUCUCUGAGCUGCAGUCUUGGCUCAGUCACACUCACGCCACACUGGAUACCCAGCGACCCAUCAGCUCUGACCCCAAGGCUAUUGAAAUUGAGCUGGCUAAGCAUCACGUUUUGAGAAACGACGUGCUGUCCCAUCGGUCCACAGUGGAGACGGUGAACAGCGCAGGCUCUGAGCUGCUGGAGUCCAGUCCUGGAGAUGAAAUCAACCACCUGAGAGACCAGCUGGAUGAGCUGAACCGCAGCUGGAAGAACCUUCUGCUGAAGACUGAUGAGAGGCAGAAGCUUUUGGAAGCUGCUCUGCAACAGGCGGAGGGUUUCCAUGGUGAGUUGGAGGAGUUUCUGCAGUGGCUCAGACGCACAGAGAGUCAGCUGUCUGCUGCCAAACCCACAGGUGGCCUGCCUGAGACCGCCAGAGAGCAGCUGCAGCAACACAUGGAGCUCCAGGCUCAGUUGGCCCAGCGAGGUGAGCAUUACCAUCGGCUACUAGAUCAUGGAGAGUCCAUUCUGCUGGCCAGAGGAGGUGAGGAUGCUGGACCCGGUACCACCCAGACACAACAGAAUCUGGCCAUGCUACAGAACAAGUGGGCCAGUCUCAAUACCAAAAUGGAAGACAGAAGGGGUAAACUGGAGGAAGCCGUUUCACUGGCGACAGGUUUCCAGUCCUCUCUGCAGGACACUAUUAACUGGCUGACACAGGCAGAGCAGACUCUCAACAUGGCCCAGCCACCCAGUCUCAUUCUGGACACUGUGCUUUUCCAGAUAGAUGAGCACAAGGUGUUUGUGAAUGAGGUGAACACUCACAGAGAACAGGUUCUGGCUCUGGAGAAAGCUGGCUCUCAGCUGCGUUUCGCCAGUCUCAAACAGGACGUGGUUCUCAUCAAGAACCUGCUGCUGAGUGUUCAGGCCCGCUGGGACAAACUGGUACAGAGAUCACUGGACAGAGGACGCCACCUGGAUGAAGCACGCAAGAGAGCCAAACAGUUCCAUGAGGCCUGGAGGAAGCUGACCGACUGGUUGGAGGAAGCAGAGAGCAGGCUGGACUCUGAGCUGGAAAUCUCUAAUGAGCCUGACAAGAUUAAAAUCCAGCUGGCCAAACAUAAGGAGUUCCAGAAGUCUCUUGGCUCCAAGCAGCCGGUUUAUGACACCACAGUGCGUUCAGGGAAGGCCAUGCGAGACAAGGCCACACUGCCUGCAGAUACGCAAAAACUGGACAACUUGUUGGGUGAAGUCCGAGACAAAUGGGACACAGUUUGUGGAAAGAGCGUAGAGAGGCAACACAAGCUGGAGGAAGCCCUCCUGUUCUCUGGUCAGUUUGCGGAGGCUCUCCAGGCACUUGUUGACUGGCUGUACCGUGUGGAGCCUCAGCUCGCAGAGGACCAGCCAGUACAUGGAGAUCUGGAUCUUGUUUCCAACCUCAUGGAUUGUCAUAAGGUCUUCCAGAAAGAGCUGGGGAAACGGACCAGCAGUGUACAGGCUUUGAAACGCUCUGCUCGAGAGCUGAUGGAGACCGGCCGAGAUGACACCGCCUGGGUGAAAGUUCAACUGCAGGAGCUGAGCAACCGCUGGGACACCGUCUGCGCCCUGUCCGUUUCAAAGCAGACGCGCCUCCAGCAGGCUCUUAAACAGGCAGAGGAGUUCCGCACAGCUGUUCAGAUGCUGCUGGAGUGGCUGUCAGAGGCCGAGCAAACAUUGCGUUUUCGGGGCGUCCUGCCAGAAGAAGCAGAGACUCUGCAAGCUCUAUUGCACACGCAUCGAGAUUUCAUGCAGACAGUGGAGGAGAAGAGAGUGGAUGUUAAUAAAGCUGCUGGCAUGGGCGAAGCCAUUCUCGCUGUGUGCCAUCCAGACUGCAUCACCACUAUCAAACACUGGAUCACCAUCAUCAGAGCUCGCUUUGAAGAGGUGCUGACGUGGGCCAAACAACACGAGCAGCGCUUGGAAACGGCUCUGACUGAACUGCUUAAUAACGCUGCACUCCUGGAGGAACUGUUAUCAUGGCUGCAAUGGGCAGAAACCACACUGGUACAGCGCGACACUGAACCCCUUACACAGGACAUCCUGCAGCUCAAGACACUCAUCACUGAGCAUCAGGUGUUUAUGGAAGAGAUGACUCGAAAACAGCCUGAUGUUGACAAAGUGACUAAGACAUACAAGAGGAAACCAGCGGAACAUCCCAGCAGCCUGUCGGACAGGAAAGGAGCCCGUAAACACCAGCAGCAGCAGCAACAGCAUCACUCCGUGCAGGUGACGGGUGGUAAUCCUCGCCUCACUCAGCUCUGCUCCCGCUGGCAGCAAGUAUGGCUGCUUGCCCUCGAUCGCCAGCGUAAGCUCAAUGAUGCCCUCGACAGACUAGAAGAGCUUAAAGAAUUUGCCAACUUUGACUUCGAUGUGUGGAGAAAGAAGUACAUGCGUUGGAUGAACCACAAGAAGUCACGUGUGAUGGACUUCUUCAGACGCAUCGACAAAGACCAAGAUGGAAAGAUCACCCGGCAGGAGUUUAUUGAUGGCAUCCUGGCCUCAAAGUUCCCUACCAGCAAGCUGGAGAUGACGGCUGUUGCUGAUAUCUUUGACCGUGAUUGUGACGGCUACAUUGACUACUAUGAAUUUGUGGCAGCGCUGCACCCUAACAAAGAUGCUUACAGACCCACAACGGAUGCUGAUAAGAUCGAGGAUGAGGUCACCAGACAAGUGGCCCAAUGCAAGUGUGCGAAGAGGUUUCAAGUGGAGCAGAUCGGAGAGAACAAGUAUCGGUUCUUCCUUGGGAAUCAGUUCGGAGACUCACAGCAGCUUCGUCUCGUACGAAUUCUGCGAAGUACAGUCAUGGUUAGGGUUGGAGGAGGCUGGAUGGCGCUGGAUGAGUUCCUGGUGAAGAACGACCCUUGUCGAGUGCAACAUCCAGGACUUAAAAUCCUGCGUUCUGACUCCAGCAGCUCCAUAUCAUCUCGCAUAGUGACGGUCACUCCUGGCUAUUUCUGCUGCAGAGCUCGCGGACGCACCAACCUGGAGCUUCGAGAGAAGUUCAUUCUUCCAGAGGGAGCCACGCAGGGUUUGGCGGCCUUCCGGUCCCGGGGUCGCCGGUCCAAGCCUUCGUCCCGCACAGCUUCACCCACGCGCUCGUCCUCAUCUGCGUCACACAGUGCCCACAGCUGCGCCUCUGUGCCCUCUGCACCCGCUACACCCACAGCCUCCUCAAGGUCCUCCCAAUCCCAAUCUCGUGGCUAUGCCAAGCCCUGGCUGGCACACAGUAAAACUCCAACUCCAACCAAGUGCCAGUCCUGCCCAGAGCACAGCCAGACCCCUGGGCAUGAGGGAGGCUCCACGACUAAGCUGAAGAGACCAACGUUUCAUUCCAGCCGCGGCUCCUUAACUGGGGAAAACGGUGGAACACCAACAGCUGCUAAACCCGGACGCUCCGAAACCAAACGCACUCCGUCCUCGACAAGCGGUCCAGCCAGUCGAGCAGGGAGUCGCGCUGGAAGCCGAGCCAGCAGUCGAAGAGGCAGCGACGCUUCAGACACAUCUGAGCUCAUGGAGACCCGCUCAGCCUGCUCCGAUACCUCAGACACCCCACGCCGUCCUGGGGCCAAACCUUCCAAAAUCCCCACCAUCUCCAAGAAGACCCCCAGCCCCAAAACACCCGCAGGCAAGAAGUGAAUUCUCCACUGAUGGUGGUCACGGUUUAACCAGCAGGAGGAGAACAACUCUCACGUCUCGCCAGCUCAGACGGGACAGGACCGCACAGCACUCCAUCCUCUACAGCGUCCAACACUGCUACACCACCCAGAUUCAAACCUACCAUAAUGCUGCCUUAUUUGUGUUACACAUCAUGUCCUUAAUCUGACUGACGUUACGUGUUUUCUUUGAAUGUGUGAUGGAGAACAUCCAGUGUGAGCAGACAUAUCCUAUACUGACACUCGAAGGGGCUGAAUAUGCAAACGCCCGUCACUCACCAAACCCUCAUGCAUGGUUGGACAAAGUCGCCCUCUUCACCAGCUGGCAUCUCGCCUGGAUGUCAGUGCCACUGCAAACAAGAGGAAGUCGAUUAGAAACACAGACCUUUUCCUUUGGCACAUGAGACAUUUCAGACUCAUGUAUGUUUGUUUGUGUGUGUGUGUGUGUGUGUGUAUGUAUGUCAUGGUAAAUUAACGCAGUAAUAAGGAGAGGAAGUGGACGAGGAUACAUAUCUCCGCCUUGUGAUCCGCCUUCAGGUCACACGCGAUCCUUUUACAGGAACUCCUAUUACGCACAGCACACGAGUUUCACACUCGCACCGACCGUGCGUCUAUUUGUGUCGUUUUGUUACAGACAUCAUGUUACAGAGCUUUUCCACAGUAUGCAAAAAUGAUUUUGUGAAUGUUUGGUUAAUUUAUAAUAAUCCCGACGUUUCUUUUCUAGAGUAAAGAGCUGUAUUUAUUUGUGAUUGCAGUAUCAUAUCAACUCUUGAGAAUGACUAGUAUUAACACAGGCGGAAUCACUCUUCGUUACGUGUUUUUGUUUUGUACAUCCGCACCAGACGUAAUGAAUUUCUUUGACUGAUCAUUUCUGAUGUAAACUGACCAGGAAGCUUACUGAUUCCAAUGGUGGCCUUUUUGCCGGUGACUACACACUUUAGAUGACGUCAAAAGUGGCUUCCUACUUGUUCUUUCGUGACGGAAGCACCCUGAAUAAUGGAUGAUGGGGGCGACUGGCGCAGCCCCUGUUAAAAACAGCUCUUUGAAAUCUUGUCUUUGACAAGCUGAAGUAUAUGAAUACCUGAAGAAAGGUGAUUUUUAUUUAUUUAUUGUGUCAUUGGGAGGGGGGUGAGGGCUGCGAAUGGAUCCACCUUUUGAUUGUGUUACUCUUUUGACAUGACUGAGAGAAACGGGGGUGCAAUUGUGUAAAAGUAAAGAAGUUAUCAAUUCUUUUUGUUCUCUUUUGUAUUAAAACAAUGCUUGCAGUAAAA